Messenger RNA from Schistocerca gregaria, 1473 nucleotides. RefSeq lists its product as uncharacterized. Gene Ontology annotation, biological process: protein refolding. The coding region runs from base 52 to 1473 and encodes 473 amino acids. The transcript is spliced from 8 exons. Lineage: Eukaryota; Metazoa; Arthropoda; Insecta; Orthoptera; Acrididae. Gene Ontology annotation, cellular component: cytoplasm. The record is from RefSeq and is a predicted model, not a curated record.
UUAUUUUCAUCUCUGAAAGUACUUGGGGCCGGAUAGUUUGGUUUCCAUCUCAUGUUGAACAUCGCAAGGUUAAAAUCGGGCCAUCGGCUUUUUGAUGCACAUUGUGGGCGCCUGAAGCGCAAAGUUUUGUGUAGCGGCAUUUAUGUUCAGAAAAGACAAUACUCGAGCACAAACUAUUAUAGUGUCCUUGGGGUCAGUCAGAAUGCGACACAGGAUGAGAUUAAGAAGGCGUUUUUCGAAAAAGCUAAGAAGGUGCAUCCAGAUGUCAACAAGAACGACCCUAAUGCUCAGAAGCAAUUUGUCGAGAUCAGCACAGCGUACGAAGUGCUGAGAGAUGCAGACAAGCGAGCGCAAUAUGACAUGCAACUGAAGUAUGGAGGUGGACACGACUCAUAUAACGACAGUGGGUAUAGUUCUUACAGGCCUUAUCAACAAUAUCAGUCAAGGAGGUCAAGUCAGAAUUAUGCGCGUCCAUCAGAUAAAAUGGGGUUUGAAGGACAUAACUCAGAAGAGUUCAUGAGGUGGUAUCAACGCAAUUUCGGCGACGUAUUUCGGGAGUUUCAAGAUUUUUCAAGGGGAAACACGACAAUCAUUGAGGAGCGCCUACCAGAUGGGAGUUACCGUAUAAAAAUCAUCAAGACGUCGUCUAGGAGUUCCAGCCCGAAAAACUCAUUUUUUGGCGGCAACUCUCGAAUGGACUUUGAGCACGCGCAACAACAUACGAAUCAAACAAAAGGCCCGCAAAAUGUUUGGGACGGAGGAGGUCUGUUCAACGUGUUCAGAGAUUUUUUUAAAGAUUCGUUUGAUACGAAUGAGAAUAUUGGAUAUCAAGCUAUUGGAGUUGGUUCGUUUGAUUAUCCGUCUAGUUCGACGAUCGUUGAGACUUCUAGUGAGGCAGAGCCAUUUAGUGUCUUUUCACCGAACAACGAAGUAGUGGGAGGCAUCUCACAAAGAUGUCUAAGCGCCGAUCAGGGAUAUGUCUUGUCCUUUAUGGCGCAUUCUAGAGUAAUUGCGAAGGCCAGACUCUAUAUGAAGCAUGGGAGGGAGAGAAUAAUUAUUGAAGACGGAAAUUCGAAAAGGAUAUGCGCUAUUGAGCAGAGAGCUUCCAGUCCAGUUUCAAAUUCGCAACUCACGAUCAUUCAGCGGAUCAAGGAUCGUCUUUCCUCGUAUUACUCUAUUUUCAACGAGGCGAAUUCUUUGAUUGGAUACUUUUGUGUAUCUCCGUUCAGAAGGAGGAUCGAAUACUAUGACCUUCAGUACGGAAAGGUGGGCCACGCGACCAGAGAGGACUGUGAGACCAACUCGCUGGCAAGGCCGACGAUGGACAAGUGGAACAUCUCGAUCGAGAACACGAAAUGCUUAGAUCCUAGUGUGUACAUUUUUUCAACGGCGUUUAACACGAAAGAGAGCAGGAAAGCAGUUGUAGGACACUUGAGGAAAAUGUGGGAGAAUUUGACAGGUCGGAUUAAAUGA